CAUGUCGUCGUGAUCUCACUGCUUGCGACGUUGGCGGAGAAGCAGAAAACUAAACGAUCCGCAAUUACAUAUAUAAGGCUCUUCCGUUCACCUUCUGAUCCGUAUCAGUAAACCAUCUGCUUUGUCAAGCUUAAUAGUGGCCAGAGGUUGCAAAAAGAGCGAUCAGUCACGAGUUACUAGUAAGCAGAGGCUGCAGGCUGUACUGCGUGAUCCAUUGCAUUGCGAGUUGGAGAAGCGGCGAUGGCGGAGCGGCGGAGCAAUGGCGGCUUCGCGUCCCAAAGCAGCCAUUUGGCGGCGAUGAUGAGAGGAAGCUACGCGCCCCAGAGCCUCUGGCGCCCGUCGUCGACGUCGAUGCCGAUGCCGGUCGGUGGUGCAGCGGUUGUGGCCUCGGCGCCCGCCGAGAAGAACAAGAAGAGCUUCGCCGCCGACUUCCUGCUGGGCGGGGUGUCGUCGUCGGUGUCCAAGACGGUGGCGGCGCCGAUCGAGCGCGUGAAGAUGCUGCUGCAGAACCAGGACGAGCUGAUCCGCACCGGCAGGCUGUCGGAGCCGUACAGGGGCAUCGGCGACUGCUUCGGCCGCACCGUCCGGGACGAGGGCGUCCUGUCGCUGUGGCGCGGCAACACCACCAACGUCAUCCGCUACUUCCCCACGCAGGCGCUCAACUUCGCGUUCAAGGACUACUUCAAGUCCCUCUUCAACUUCAACCGGGACAGGGACGGGUACUGGCGGUGGUUCGCCGGGAACAUCGUCUCGGGGAGCGCCGCCGGGGCCACGUCGCUGCUCUUCGUCUACUCCCUCGACUACGCCAGGACGCGUCUCACCAACGACUACAAGGCGGCGGCGGCCAUGGGCAAGGGCGGCGAGAGGCAGUUCACGGGGCUCGUCGACGUCUACCGGAAGACGCUCCGGUCCGAUGGCGUCGCCGGGCUGUACCGAGGGUUCAACGUCUCGGUGGUCGGGAUCGUCGUCUACCGGGGCCUCUACUUCGGCAUGUACGACUCCUUCAAGCCGGUGCUGCUCACGGGGAAGCUGCAGGACAACUUCUUCGCGAGCUUGGCGCUCGGCUGGAUGAUCACCAAUGGCGCCAACCUCGCCUCGUACCCGCUCGACACUGUCCGGAGAAGGAUGAUGAUGACCUCGGGGGAGGCCGUCAAGUACAAGAGCUCCAUGGACGCCUUCGCCCAGAUCGUCAGGAACGAGGGACCCAGGUCGCUCUUCAAAGGCGCCGGCGCCAACGUCCUACGCGCCAUCGCCGGCGCUGGCGCGCUUGCCGGCUACGACCAGCUGCAGCUCAUCUUCUUCGGCAAGAAGUACGGCUCAGGUGGCGCCUAAACGCUAAACAGGGAGGGAUUUCAGUAAAACUCUAUUAUUAGAUGGAUGAUGACGAAAAGGGCAUUUGAUUCCUAAAAUGUCGUUCUUUUUACAGAUUCAGAUAUUUGUACAGCUCUAAAUUCACAAUAAGCAUCAUUCAGAAUGCUUCCAUUUGUUCUUUCUGAUUGAUUUCUUAAAAUCUGUUUGUAAGCUUGCAGUGAUGUAAUAAGUACUGUCAGAAAAUAAAUAAAGAGGGAACUCAAGUUGCCUGCAAGUGUUCACCGUUAUCAACUUUACAGUGGCCUCAGAGAACUAUAUGCGAACAGAAUUCAGAGGAACUAACUCUUAUCACCACAAAGCCAACCUGCCAAACAGAGUGGCUGUUCUAUGCUACAG
This is a messenger RNA of Sorghum bicolor (sorghum), 1707 nucleotides long. RefSeq names its product ADP,ATP carrier protein 1, mitochondrial. Gene Ontology annotation, cellular component: mitochondrial inner membrane. The record is from RefSeq and is a predicted model, not a curated record. Gene Ontology annotation, molecular function: ATP:ADP antiporter activity. The transcript has a single exon. Gene Ontology annotation, biological process: mitochondrial ATP transmembrane transport; mitochondrial ADP transmembrane transport. Bases 241 to 1332 code for a protein of 363 amino acids. Lineage: Eukaryota; Viridiplantae; Streptophyta; Magnoliopsida; Poales; Poaceae.